GUUCAUAAUGAAAUCAUGUCGAAUCUCGACCAAUCGGAUUUGAGGCCCGUGAUUCAACUUGGUCAAGGAGAUCCUUCGGCCUUCCCAUGCUUUCAAACCACUUCGGUGGCCGAGGAUGCUGUUGAAGUCGCUUUGCGAUCAAAUGAAUUUAACGGAUAUGCUCCCACAGUUGGUCUUUUUACCGCUAGAAAGGCAGUAGCUGAGUAUCUAUCAAAGGAUCUCAAAGAUCACAAGUUAUCACCUGAUGAUGUUUAUCUAACAAUUGGGAGCUCACAAGCAAUUGAACUUAUAAUAUCAGCACUUUCUUGCCCUAAAUCAAACAUCCUUCUUCCAAGACCAGGGUACCCCAUGUAUGAAGCCCAUGCAGCCGUUUCGAAUAUCGAAGUUCGUCACUUCGAUCUUAUCCCCGAGAAAGAUUGGGAGAUAGAUCUCGAUGAGGUUGAAGAUCUUGCAGAUGAAAACACCGUUGCUAUUGUUAUCAUUAAUCCCGGAAAUCCUUGUGGAAAUGUCUUCAAAUACCAGCACUUGAAAAAGAUUGCUGAGAUUGCAAAAAAGUUGGGGAUAUUGAUAAUUGCUGAUGAAGUAUACAAUCAUCUUACAUUUGGUAAUAACCCAUUUAUACCGAUGGGAAACUUUAGUUCGAUUGCUCCUGUGAUUACGGUUGAUUCCAUAUCGAAGAGGUGGAUUGUUCCCGGUUGGCGGUUAGGUUGGCUUGUGACAAAUGAUCCUCAAGGCAUUCUUAAAAAACAUGGGAUUAUUGAUUCUAUUAUUGGCUUUCUGAAUAUUUCUUCUGAUCCAGUAACAUUUAUUCAGGGUGCACUUCCUCAGAUCUUGGAGAAGACAACUGAUUUUUUCUUUUCUAAAAUUACAAACAUCUUGAGAAAAUCAGCAGAUGUUUGUUAUGAUUCUCUAGAGGACAUUCCUUGCAUCACAUGUUAUAACAAACCAGAAGGCUCCAUGUUUAUAAUGGUGAAACUCGACGUGUCAAUGCUGGAAGAUGUGUUCGAUGAUGUGGACUUUUGUACGAAGAUGGCAAAAGAAGAAUCAGUAGUGAUCUUACCCGGGGUUGCUGUGGGGCUUAAGAACUGGUUGCGCAUAUCUUUUGCUAUAGAGCCUGAAUCUCUCCUAGAAGGGCUUGGUUGUAGGAUGAAAGAAUUCUGCAAAAGGCAUGCUAAAAAGAAAUGA
This is a messenger RNA of Impatiens glandulifera, 1185 nucleotides long. RefSeq names its product nicotianamine aminotransferase 1-like. Gene Ontology annotation, biological process: amino acid metabolic process; biosynthetic process. NCBI's taxonomy places the organism in Eukaryota, Viridiplantae, Streptophyta, Magnoliopsida, Ericales, Balsaminaceae. The record is from RefSeq and is a predicted model, not a curated record. The transcript is spliced from 7 exons. Gene Ontology annotation, molecular function: pyridoxal phosphate binding; transaminase activity. The coding region runs from base 16 to 1185 and encodes 389 amino acids.